Molecule: messenger RNA, 303 nt
Organism: Stylonychia lemnae
Lineage: Eukaryota; Ciliophora; Spirotrichea; Sporadotrichida; Oxytrichidae
Source: the annotation of a GenBank genome assembly
AUGAGGGCUGGAUUGAGAAGUUUAGCAUAAAAUUUCCGAAAAAUUCAAUUUGUCCAUUCAGCAAUAUUCGUUAGAGAAGAAGAAUAUCAUCAGAAAGAUUUGGAGAAGUCUGCUUUAAAACGUGAAUGCUACAAGCUUACCGGAAAAUUUAAGCACUCUUAGAAGUGCUUAAAUUACAAGAAAGAGACUAAACUUGUUCAAAUCUGCAAAUUGAUGGCAACUGGAUUGAUGGAGAACAACAGAACAUAAAGAGAAAUUUACUUGAUUAGAAGUGCUUUCCAUCGAAUCUUUGAAGAGUAUUGA